Molecule: messenger RNA, 1266 nt
Organism: Paramecium tetraurelia
Lineage: Eukaryota; Ciliophora; Oligohymenophorea; Peniculida; Parameciidae
Exons: 5
Biological process (GO): protein phosphorylation
Molecular function (GO): protein kinase activity; ATP binding
Source: RefSeq, a predicted model, not a curated record
AUGUAAUAAUAAUUUUCUAAAAGUGCAUUAUCGGAUUUCAAUUUAGUUAAAAAAUUGGGAGAAGGAUACUAUUCAUCUGUUUACUAAGUUUAAAGAAAAUGUGAUGGGUAAUACUAUGCUAUAAGGAGAGUGAAAAUACAUUAACAUAGUCUUAAAGAGAGAGAAGAUGCUUUGAAUAAUAUUAGAACAUUAGCUUCUCUUGGUUAAUAUAAUCAAGAUAAUAGAAUUCUUAAUGUGAUCAUGGAGUUUGUAUCAGGCGGAGACUUAUUACAGAUAUUGAAGUAAGGUAAAUAAGAGGGAGGGAUUUAAGAGAGUGAAAUUUGGACAAUAUUAAUAUAGAUCAUUUUAGGAGUGAAAAUACUACAUGAUAAUGGCAUCUUGCAUCGAGAUCUUAAUUUAGAAAAUGUGUUUGUAGUCAAGACUCCUAAAGGAAACAUUUAUAAAAUAGGAGAUUUCAAUAUUGGGAAAGUAACUCGUUAGGGAAAUGCAGAGAUUGGACCUCCAUAUGAUGUUGCUCCUGAAAUGUGGAAAGGUGAACAAAACUCACGUCCUUGUGACAUUUGGUUAAUUGGUUGUAUAAUCUAUGAACUGACAGCAUUUCAACAUCCCUUUAGAGCCAGAGAUAUAGAGUCCUUAUACAAAAAGGUAUAAAUUGGUAAAUAUGAUCCGAUUCCAUCCAAAUAUAGUGAGGAUCUAUAACAAAUUUUAAGAAUGCUCUUACAAGUAAAUCCAAAGAAUAGACCAAAUUGUGAUUAAAUCCUCAAAGAUCCAAAGGUGGUUAAGAAUAGCGGAUCAUUGUUAGUAGAAAUUGAGUAGAAGUUAGGAAAAUUAAAUGAUAAUUAACCAAACCCCAAACGUGAAAAUAAGAGCAAAAAAUUACACUCUAAAUAAGGACUUAAUAUUGAGACUAAAAAUCCUGUAACUUCUUAACCUCGAAUUAAUUUAGAAUAACAAUAAUAAUAGGAAUAACAAUUAAGAAAAAAAUCGGUCAUUCCCUCCUCGUAAGAAGCUCUUUUGAAAAGGAAGCCUCCUUUGGCUAAACCUCAAAUUGCCUCAGCUUAAAAAAUUAAAAAUCAUCCUUAGACUCCUUAAUAUUAGGGAUAAAAAGUAUAAUAUAAGGAUCAAAAUUUAAAAAAUUAAGAACAAAAAAAUUGUAAUAAUCUUAAAUUACAACAAUGCUUAGGACAGCAACAUCAAUAACAAAUGGAACAACAAAUAUAAUAAAAGAGACAGCAUGGCGCAGGAAUAUAAUAAAUAUCAAAAUGA